CGCGCAGCAUCACAUUCAACUUUUCCCUUGUUCCAAUGGCUCGGCUUAGAUGUGGUGCCGCCUUGAAGGCGGGACUGGGUCCCAGCCGGGGCCAAUGGCGCCCCGGGUGAGGGUUGAGGGGUGGAAGGUGCCGGCUAGCUGGCGGUGCAAGUUUCUUCCAGCUCGUGCGCUGGGCUACCUAGUCGACAUGGAGGCUGACUUGACCGAAGAGCUUGAUGAGGAGGAGCAGCUGGUGAGAAGGCAUCGCAAAGAGAAGAAGGAGUUGCAAGCCAAAAUUCAGGGUAUGAAGAAUGCUGUUCCCAAGAAUGACAAAAAGAGGAGGAAGCAACUCACUGAAGAUGUUGCUAAGUUGGAAAAAGAAAUGGAGCAGAAACAUAGAGAAGAACUGGAGCAAUUGAAGCUGACUUCUAAGGAGAAUAAGAUAGAUUGUGUUGCUGUUAACAUUUCAAACUUGGUUCUUGAGAAUCAGCCACCUCGGAUAUCAAAAGCACAAAAGAGACGGGAAAAAAAAGCUGCAUUGGAGAAGGAACGAGAAGAAAGGAUAGCUGAAGCUGAAAUCGAGAACUUAUCUGGAGCCAGACAUGUAGAAAGUGAAAAACUUGCUCAAAUAUUGGCAGUUAGACAGUUGGAAAUUAAACAGAUUCCAUCUGAUGGCCACUGUAUGUAUAGAGCCAUUGAAGAUCAACUGAAAGAACAGGAUGGCACUCUUACUGUGGUUGCCUUAAGAUGUCAAACUGCUAAGUAUAUGCAAAGCCAUGUAGAAGACUUUCUGCCAUUUUUAACAAAUCCCAAUACUGGAGAUAUGUAUACUCCAGAAGAGUUUGGAAAAUACUGUGAUGAUAUUGUAAACACAGCCGCAUGGGGAGGCCAGCUUGAGUUAAGAGCUCUGUCUCACAUUUUACAAACACCAAUAGAGAUAAUACAGGCAGAUUCUCCUCCUAUUAUAGUUGGUGAAGAAUAUCCAAAAAAACCAUUAAUACUUGUAUAUAUGAGACAUGCAUAUGGCUUAGGAGAACAUUAUAAUUCUGUUACACCGUUGGUAAACACAGCUACUGAAAAUUGCAGCUAGUUUACAAAAUGUUACACAAUUAUGUUUUAGCUUAUAGUGUGCCGAUCUAAGUAUUCCUACCAAAUGCUGAAUUGUUCUGAAUGCUACUGAAAAACACAACUACCUUAAAUCAAUUUUAUGGCAAAGCUACUUACUAAUAGCCUUUUUAGAACUAUAUCAAAGAUGAACUUUAACCAGUGUCCUUUAAGUGGAAUUUUAAAAACUUGUAAGCCCAUUGUGGAAAACAUCAUUCAUAGACCAAGAUGGUACCCUAUUUGCUGAUACUUUCUAUUUAUGUUGGAUCUUGGAUAUUCUGUUCUGUGUUGGAAUAUUUAAAUAUUUUUAAUUCUUCCCCCUUGUUACUAAAAGCUUUCAAAAUAACCAUUUCGAUGUAAUUAUUCUUGAAGAAGUGGAAUGACUCAGUCUUUUUGUCAUUGCAAUAAUGUAUUGUGUUAAAUUUAAUUAAUGCUUAUAAAAUGAACUUGAUUGCAGUAACCUUGGUAUUGAUGGGAUUAAUGCAGUGAAGCUUUUUAUAUAACACUCAUCGAAGUGCAGCUGAAAAACUUGCUUUAAUAAUUAAGAAUUUUUAAAUAUUUAUUCAGAUAGGAAUCAGUUGUUAAGUUUAAAGAAAUGAGACAAAUUCAAAGGUAAAUAGGUGUUCUCUAUCAGAUUUAAAACUCUAAAGAAUUAGGGAUUAGUCUUUUAUUUGGGUGUAAAAAAGGCCUAAUAGAUUCCUGUCUUUCUAAUUUAUUUGUUAUACUUUGGUGUUUCUUAAACUUCAUACUGGAGUUAGUACCAUCAUCUCUUGAUUUCUUUCAUAACUCCACGUUUUUAUAUUUUCUGCUGUGUUCUUUCCAUUACCACUCAGCUGCUUUGCUUUCCUUAUGCCUUUUUCACUAAGAAACGUUUUGUGGCUUCUUUUAUUCUUUAGCUUGUACAAGUUGAGGGAGUGGCAGUGUAAAAUGUCCAAGGCCACAUUUACUUAAAAUGUUUCUUCUUUUGUGAUUCGCCUUACAUCUCAGAUGUCUUCAUUCUUUAAGAUUGUUAUUCUUUUUUUUUGCUUCAUUAUCCAAGAUUAGAAGAAAACCUUUGUUACUUGUUAUUUUAUUAGCCUGAUUAAUGUUACUUUUCUUUCAAUUCAAAUAUUUGAGAAUUUUUAUGUUGCACGUAUGGAUAAAGUUGAAAGCCACUGUUUGAGAGCUAAGACCUGCAUAGUAAAAUCAGUACACAGUAUUUUUCUGUGUGAAUGAUUUAUUCAGCUCAGACUUCAGGUUACUCGUAACAGUAUUCUUUCUAAGAAGAUUGUACCUAUAUGUACAAAUGUGUUUGAUAAUUUGUUAUGUAAGGAAGUAUUAUGAAAAUGAGACUUUUGGUUUGAUCUAUUUUUCCCAAAUUAGUUAUAUAACUAGUAAGAUUUAGCAUCGAGUUUAUAACAUUUGAAUUUUUGCUUCAUAAAUACAACUAAUUUUUAUAAGUAAAUAUUUAUAAUAUUAAAAAUGGGUGUCAGUCUCACAUGCCCAGCAGGUGACAAUGUGGGGCACUGGUAGGGACUGUGGCCAAUGAGAGCAGGAAGAAUUUUCUACUUCCUGAAGACAUUCCACUCAUGAGAUUAAAAACCAUUCUCCCUGCCAAACAAAAUAUAUUUGAAAGGCAGCUUGCUUUAUAACCCUUGAUCUGAAUUUUUGGGGAUCUGAAAUUAAUAAAAGAAUGAAAUUAUAAAAUACUAAACACUUUGGGUUUAUUUUGAAGUAAUCUGUUACUUUAAAA
Messenger RNA from Microcebus murinus (gray mouse lemur), 2815 nucleotides. It is a transcript of the gene OTUD6B, whose product is annotated as OTU deubiquitinase 6B. Gene Ontology annotation, biological process: protein deubiquitination. NCBI's taxonomy places the organism in Eukaryota, Metazoa, Chordata, Mammalia, Primates, Cheirogaleidae. Gene Ontology annotation, molecular function: cysteine-type deubiquitinase activity. The record is from RefSeq and is a predicted model, not a curated record.